UUGGCUGAACUGCAACAGUAUCUCAAGGCGCUACCGUCCAACAUUCCUAUUCCAAAGGAAUCAACAUAUAAUUUUUCCAACUUCAGCCCAGAUCUCGAUUGGACCGCAGAAAUCGGAGAGGCUGCAGCUGUCAACCGAGAAUUAGAGGUCCGGUUUGGCAGUCAUGCUGGUGGCCUGAAAAUCAUGGAGCGAGGGCCAGAGACAGAAGCUGUUGUGGAUGUUCUCGAAACUUGGAUCAAAAAAUAUCCAGGCGAUAUUCUCUUAGAGAAGUGGACAUAUGACAUUCUCGAAGCUGCACGAGGUCUC
Molecule: messenger RNA, 306 nt
Organism: Suillus plorans
Lineage: Eukaryota; Fungi; Basidiomycota; Agaricomycetes; Boletales; Suillaceae
Exons: 1
Source: RefSeq, a predicted model, not a curated record